Molecule: messenger RNA, 2946 nt
Organism: Plasmodium inui San Antonio 1
Lineage: Eukaryota; Apicomplexa; Aconoidasida; Haemosporida; Plasmodiidae
Product: translation initiation factor 5B
Exons: 1
Coding region: 1-2946 (981 amino acids)
Molecular function (GO): translation initiation factor activity; GTPase activity; GTP binding
Source: RefSeq, a predicted model, not a curated record
AUGAGCAAAAAUAAAAAGGGGAAGAAGAAGGACGACUUGGAUGCGAUCCUCGCUGAAUUCGGCUUUGACGGGAAGCGGGAAGAUGAAGUAAAGGACCAGAAGGAAAAUGGAGAAGCGGGCGCAGAAGUAGGAGCAGGAGCCGGAGCAGGAGCAGGCGGUGGAGCUACCCCUGCUGGGGAAGAGCAAAACGAAGCGAUCAAAAUGUCCAAGUCGAAAAAGAAAAAGGAAAAGCAGAAGCAGAAAAAAGAGCAAAUGAAGAGCAAGGAAAAUGACGAGGAGGGAGAAGAAGCAGAGGCGAAGAAGGGAACGGCCGAGCAGCCCGCCGAUGCAGCCAACGACGCUGCCAACGAUGCUGCCAAUGAAGCUGCCGAUGACGCCGCGAAAAAGAACAAAAAAAAGAAAAAAAAGGACAAGGAGAAAACGAAGGAACAAAAAGGCACGUCAGGGAUGUCCGAAAUGGCCAAGGCAGCCGCGGAAAGACUCAGACUACUAAAAGAAUACGAAGAAAAAAAAAGGGAAGAGGAAAAGAGAAAACAAGAAGAGGAAGAAGAAAGAAUUAGAAAGGAGGAGGAAGAGAGGGAAAAAAAACGACUAGCUAAAUUGGAAAAAAAAAUGCAGUUAAAAAAAGAUGGGAAAUUGUUAAGUGCAAAGGCCAAGGAAGAAAAAAAAAAAAAAGAAUUGUAUUUGAAAACGCUGAAAGAGUCCGGGGUGCUGAUCGAACCGAAGGAAAAGGCCAAAGCGGAGAUUAUCAACAUCGACCUGAACAAAACGAAGGCUUUCCUAAAGAAGAAAAAGAACAAAACGAAUGCCCACACGAGCGGGAUGGCCAAUUUGAAUAACAACGCGGAGGAGACGGGAGGUACUACACCCAAGGGGAACAAACCAGAUGACGCGGAAAAGAAAGUCGACCCGAAGGAAAUUGUCGUGGACGACUGGGAGGACUUCCUCAACGUGGAUGAAGAGAAAAAGAAGGAAAAAGAACCCAAUGAACAGCAGGGUAAUGAGAAGACCGACAGGGAAAGGAACAAAUCGAAGGAGGCAAAGCAGUCACAAGGGAAAAAAGGCACAAAGGGGGACGCACUCAGCACCAAGAAAGGAAAAAAAAAAACAGAUGCUAGCAAAAGCAACGGUAACGAGAAAAACAACAAUGCCCAGGAUGACGACUCAGACCAUGAGAGUGAGUACCGAUCAGCCAUUGUGUGCAUAUUGGGUCAUGUCGACACGGGAAAAACGAAACUACUAGACAAACUGCGACAUACAAAUGUACAGGAUAACGAGGCGGGAGGAAUUACGCAGCAAAUCGGAGCGACCUUCUUCCCAAAGGAUAUCCUAGAUAAGGAAAUAAAAAAAGUAGAUGAAAGCAUCAAGUGCAUGUCGAAAGGAAUUAUGAUUAUUGACACCCCGGGGCACGAGUCAUUUUACAAUCUAAGGAAAAGAGGCUCUUCCCUUUGCGAUAUAGCCAUUUUAGUAAUCGAUUUAAUGCACGGAUUAGAACAACAAACGAAAGAGUCUAUUCAAAUUUUAAAGCAAAGAAAUUGCCCCUUCGUUAUUGCAUUGAACAAAAUUGAUAGGCUCUACAUGUGGAACCGAAAUGACUGGUCUCCAUUUAAUUCCACUUUUAAAAAUCAAAAAGAAAACACACAAGAGGAGUUUCAGGAUAGGCUAAAAAACAUUCUUAAUGAGCUAGCCGAACAAGGAUUGAAUUGUCACCUCUACUGGGAAAAUCCCAACCCUCGCAAGUAUGUAUCCAUCGUACCCACUAGUGCAAUAACUGGGGAAGGAAUUGCCGACCUGAUUAUGAUUUUAGUAAAACUGACACAGAAUUUUAUGCUUAAAAAUAUUGAAUAUCAUGAGAAAUUAGAGUGCACCGUUUUGGAAGUAAAGAACAUUGAAGGGCUAGGAACAACCAUCGAUGUAAUUCUCACGAAUGGGGUCCUCAAAGAAUCUGAUACCAUCGUCCUGUGUGGUAUCAACGGACCCAUUGUCACAGUUAUAAGAGCUUUGUUAACACCACAGCCGUUAAAAGAGAUAAGAAUAAAAAACGAAUAUGUGCAUCACAAAUCGAUUAAGGCAUGCAUUGGAGUGAAAAUCUCUGCCAACGGGUUGGAAGAGGUCCUCUGUGGUACUUCCCUAUUCGUUGCCAACAACACGGACGAAGUGGAGGACUACAAAAGCAAAGCCAUGACAGAUGUUUCGGACGUGUUCAAUCAUGUCGAUAAAAGUGGAGUAGGUCUCUACGUUAUGGCUAGCACUCUUGGCUCGUUAGAAGCACUACUCAUAUUUUUAAAAGAUUCAAAGAUCCCCGUUUUUGCAGUCAAUAUCGGCACAGUCCAAAAGAAAGACGUGAAGAAAGCUAGCGUCAUGAGGGAAAAAGGGAAGCCUGAAUAUUCUGUCAUCCUAGCCUUUGAUGUUAAAAUCGAUCCCGAAGCAGAAAAGGAAGCACAGAUCUUAGGAGUGGAAAUCAUGCAGAGGGACAUUAUUUAUCACUUGUUUGAUGCUUUUACAAAUUAUAUUAAAAAAAUUGAGGAAGAGAAAAAACAGAGCAAAUUGACGGAUGCCAUUUUUCCCUGUGAACUCUCUAUUGUCAACGACUGUGUGUUUAAUAAAAAGGAUCCCAUUGUCAUUGGGGUUAAGGUAGAUUGUGGUAUCUUGAAAAUUGGCACCCCACUUUACAUCCCUGAGAAGAGCCUAAAAAUUGGAAACGUCGUUAGUAUUCUAUUGAACAAAAAAACAUGUGAGAAAGCCAAAAAGGGGGACGAAGUCUCCAUUAAGAUCUGUGGAGAACCACACAUCACCUUCGGAAGACACUUUGACUUUAACCAAAAAAUUUACAGCAAAAUUACCAGAGAGAGCAUUGACGUGUUGAAGGAGUACUUUAGGAGCGAGUUGACCAUGGAGGACUGGAGACUCGUCGUGCAGCUCAAGAAGAUCUUUAACAUUAUCUGA